This is a messenger RNA of Panicum virgatum (switchgrass), 716 nucleotides long. RefSeq lists its product as uncharacterized. The coding region runs from base 83 to 475 and encodes 130 amino acids. The record is from RefSeq and is a predicted model, not a curated record. Lineage: Eukaryota; Viridiplantae; Streptophyta; Magnoliopsida; Poales; Poaceae. The transcript is spliced from 3 exons.
GAAAAAAUGGGACAAACAGCAGGGGUGAUCCGGGCCACCUCUCCGGGAAAAACAAGAGGACCCCUGCUGGAGUGCAGCCGCAAUGGAGAAGCCAACGCUGCCGGCGUUCGUUUACCGGAUCAGCACGGCCGACGAGUGGGCGGAGCUCCAGCGCACGGGCGCCACCCUCGGCGGCGACCUUGACCGCUCCACCGGCUGCAUCCAUCUCAGCGACCUAGGCCAGGUGAAGAUGACUUUAAAGAACUUCUUUCUUGGAAGGAAUGAUCUAUACCUACUACAAAUCGACACCUCCAAGCUUGCAGAUGGGAUAAUUUAUGAGGAAAGUGAUGAUAAUAAGUACUUUCCUCAUUUUUAUGGUCCUGGUCGAAGCUUUGUACCUCUUAAACUAGAUGCUGUUGUCAAGGCGGACAAAAUAGAGCUUGAGAACGAUGAUUUUACCUGCAGCCUACUUGACGGAAGUAAUCUCCCAUGCUGAUUUGUAGAGUUCGGCUUCUUUAGCAAUUUCCAUGUGAGUUAUACAUCCAGAAGGCACAUAUAAGAAAUGGCAAAUUGUAGCAUACAGUGUCAUCAAAGUCCAGUAAUCCAUAUGGUCUUCCUGGUGAAAAAUUUAAAUAUGGCCAUGGGAAGUUCAGAACUGUCCAGAAAUUUAUGUCAUCAACUCAUAUCCAGUUGGGACAUUAUGCUAAAGAAAAUAAGACACUGUGUCUUCUUGUAAA